CGUACCUACUUAUCUAAAGUUUUUCAUUAGUAGUUACCCCAUUCCAUCAGUAAUAAUAAUAAUUAAUGGUUUAUCUGUGACAAGUAUUUUCAAACGUGUUGAAUUUUCAGACGUUUUCUUCAAAUAUUUCGACUUUUCUUUUUUGUGACCGUUUCAUCAAGUAUGUCUGCGCCAGCGGUAGACAGUGACUCAGAGUCAGAUUCUGAUUUAGAGGGAUAUAAAGACAUCGCUGGCAAUUUUUUCUCGAUGGUCAACCAAUUGAAAGAAAAAGGCAGUCACUUAGAAGCCACCCCUAAAAAGAGGAAAAUACCUUCUCCUGAGAAGAAGAACAAAGAACCUGAAGACCUGAAUGAGUCAAUUAAUCUGGAUACUGAUGACACUAACUCAUCCGAGCCAAAUCUAGAAAGUACCAACAGGAUAGAGUCCAACAUAGAUGAUUCCGCCGCCAAUCUAUCCACAUCAGUUGUAGAAGAUUCCCCGAUUUUCAUUGAGGAUGAUGAAGAUGAUGAAGAUGAGGUUGAUGAGGUGGAUUUGAACACUCGGCUCAGCCGACUUCGUCCAAGGAGUGGAGGACGAGUCCUUCCCUCUCGAGGAAGGAAGAAAACAAAAAAAACUAAAACGAAGCAAUCCCCAAAUAAGAAAAAGAAAAUUAUUGAGUAUGAUUUUAGUUUACUUGAAGAUAAUGACGAUAGUUUGAAUCUGUCUCAUGAAAAAGACACUCAAGAAGAUGCAAAUCCUAGCAUUGAAGUAAAAGUUUAUUGGAGGUUCAAGAAAUUAGAUAAAGUACCUGUCAGAAAGUUCCAGAAAAUUGCUGUCAUUUUUGAACAUUUUGCCAAGGAGGAAAAUGUACCAGAAUCUAGAAUACAGUUGUGUCUUGAUCAAAAAAUUUUGAAACCAGAUGAUACUCCAGAUAGCUUGAAUCUAAAAAUCUCUGAUAUUCUAGAUGGAGGCAUACUAAACGAAGAGACCUCAGAUGUUCCCGUCACUAAUGGCUCCAAUCCAGCUCCUGUCUUCCAUGAGGAAUCUGCUGACUCAAUUCCAAUAAAAAUAAUCCGGAAAGACAUUCGAGAGCCUCUCAUCAUUAAAAUAAAGAAAACGGAUAAAAUGAUGAUUCUCAUCGUGAAAGUGGGCGAAGAACUAAAUUUGAAGCAGGGAGAGUUCAAACUCUUCUUCGAUGGAGAGGCUGUAGAUCCUGAGGAUUCGCCAGACAGUCUAGAUUUGGAAGGAAACGAGUGUUUUGACUUGAAAAUUAAAUCAUGACUUAAUUCUCAAGUCAAACAUUCAAUUUCUUUGUCAUCAGUCUUCCUCGUUUAGAUUCUCAAAUAUUUUAUCGUCAAUCCUGCCUCAAUAAUCUGAAAUACAUGUUACCCAGAUUUCUGAUUGAAGAAUCCAAAUACAAGGUCUGAAUAGGAUCAUUCAACGCCAUGAUCUUUUUACGAAAAUACAUCUGUACCUAAUAUGUUGAUCAAGAUAGUAGAUUUAAAAGUGUUAUUUGAAGUCAGAAGUUGAUAGCUGCAUCACAUACCAUCAUUUGUCAUGUUGAUUUCUGAGCUUUUGGCUUGCUUGCAUUGUUUUGUAGGUACAUGAAAGUUUUAUGAGAUGAGGCUGAAAGUAGGCUAAUAUUAAGACUUAUUUAUCCGCUAAUGAUUAUCUAUCUUCCCCACCUCCUCUUGGUACACUGGAAAUGGAUUCCGACAAGGAAAUCAAAUGUACUAAAAUUCGACAUUGAUUUGAAUAUCAUGUUUGAAAGAUAAAUUUUCAUUACUUUUCUUGUAAUUUUCAGGCAGCAGUACUGUAUUUUUUGCCUAAAAUAUUGCAUCAUUAGAGGAAAUCUCUGCCCUCUAACAAUGCUUAAGUAUAUUGCCUACCUCAGCCAUAAACUUUAUAAAUACAUAGAAACACCAUUGUGUUAUAUCUGGCAGCAUUGUUUUUAUUUGUUGAUAUUUUAAGUUUUUGUGAAUUUUCUCAGGAACAAAGACCAAACUCCAAGUCUACUGCUACAAAAUGUGCCCGAUACUUUUGCAACGCUUUACUCAUUUCUGUUGCAGUUAACUUUUUAAUAGUGAGCAUUUAUUUAGUCGAAUAUUCAAUCAAUUUUUCUUGUAUCAAAUUAAUUUUGCGGAUGAUUUUGGCGAAUAUGUCUUCCUAUUUUGCUGAUAAAUAAAAAUCUUAAGAUGAGACAUUGAAAAAUGCAUUCUAUUUUGUUUGUUUGAAAUUAAAUUUUCUGAAAAAUUUAAUAUCGGUAAUAAGAUAAAGUGGAUUACUGUUUUUGUAAGAACGCCUUUGUUUUGAAAAAUAAUCUGAAAGUAUUAAAUCAAAAGUCUGUGAAAGAUCAGCCGAUUUUAAUACUUGUAGCCUUCUUCAAUUUCAAUUUCUUUUUAAUUCUUUUUUCUUCCUUUUUGUUUUUGUUUAAAAUGUAAGCUUGAAAUCUAGUUCAACUGUUGAGGAUGUGAUUUGGUAGGGGAAUCAGUACUGCAAAAUGAGUGUCACUUGUCAGAAGUAUGAGACAACUUUCAAUGUGGAAUAGAAAUUUAAAUCAACUACUUGCCUCGCAUCCUUGAAUACAGUUUAAGUCUAGUGCUCUUUUUAUGUUCUAGAUGUAUGAUUUCAUUAUUACCAAACCAAUUUUCUUUUCAUAGGUAUGUCUGAUCCUGUAAAAAAUGGAAAUGUGUUCUAAGAAGAAAGAAAAUAUGUACUCAAAAUGGGAAAACGUCUUUAUAAAUACAACGAUGGGUCACUAGACAGGGUUUGAGUUAAAGCACUUCGUAAUGUGUUUUCUUUUCAAAGUUUCACGAGGCAAACGAAUCACAAAUCGGAAGGUCUAGAAAUUAAUUUGUUAUCAAGAUAUAGGUGUUUACAAUUAACACUAACUAAAUGGCAUUAAUACAAAUGACGUUACUUGUAUAAUCUAACUGCCAUUUGAUCUGUGUUAAAAACACUUGCUUAUAUCUUGCUUAAAUGUUGGUUCCAGAACUUCCAGUUAUGUGAAUCGUAUUCUACUUAAGAUUUUAAAGAGAAAACUUGUGACGUUUUUCUUUAGUCCAGACCUUGUCUAGUCACUCAUUAUCAAAGCCCUGUACUUAGAGAUUGUCAUUUGUUUUUUCUGAAAUAAUUGACCAGAUGCCUGAAAUUCAACAUCAAUCAUGUCAGCUUUAGAAUCUCUCUUAACGCGAGUGUUUAAAUUCAGCAUCUUGACAACAUCUAAGCACUCAGUGAUCGUAAUUCUAUUUGUUGUUCUGAUCUCAUAUUACAGUGUGGCCAAUUUUGGGUCGAGCGUUUUUUUGUUCAUCUGGAAAUUCCUUCUCUCAGCACCUUUAUCAUAAAUUUUGAGUACCAACUUAUUCUGUCAUUGACAUUGUGAUAUCAAGUAAAAACGCUAUAUAUUCUUUAAGUCCAGAAAAUAUACAUAUUAUUGUUUUAAGUAAUCUUAAA
Messenger RNA from Bemisia tabaci, 3432 nucleotides. RefSeq names its product DNA repair protein Rad60 (gene Rad60). The record is from RefSeq and is a predicted model, not a curated record. NCBI's taxonomy places the organism in Eukaryota, Metazoa, Arthropoda, Insecta, Hemiptera, Aleyrodidae. Gene Ontology annotation, biological process: cytokine production; positive regulation of transcription by RNA polymerase II.